AUGUGGCUCUUCGUUUUACAUAAUCUUCGCAAUCGUCAAUGGUUGGACCAAAAACUUAAAGGAUUUGAGUACUGGAAGCUCUACAUUGCCGAGAAGAAAAGCAAGCGAACUUCUCAGUCUUUGAACACCAGGUAUCGCCGCAUCGAGAAAGACCUCUAUCAAUAUCCAUUGGCGAAAGAAGAUCUACUUUUUCUCUACAAAAAGCUAAUGAUCCAGAUGGAUCCUGUGCAUGUCAAACCGGCGCUCGAGGAGAAAUUCAAUUGCACGAUCAACUUGCGCAAUCGCAAUUGGACGGUCCGAAGCUACGAGUUUGCUGAAGUAAACAAAGAUGAAGAAACGCCGGCACCAAAAUCAAAGAAUCUGAACGUAACUCGCAGAAUCCCUACGCAAGCAGCAUCUGCAACAGUUGAGGAAGAAGGCGAAGCAGACGAGCACUCAUUCGAUCUCACUGGCGAAUUCGAUGACUUCAUGCGUCGACACGGUCGUCGAAAAUCGAAAACGCGAGAAGAACUGCAUAAUUACCACGCUGAGUUGAAGCAAAAAAGCAUUCCGCUCACAAAAAUCGUCACCAACUUCAAGAAAUUACCCGACAAUUACCCCCUCGAUGCAAUUGACGCCUCUUCGAACGCAGGAAAUUUGAAAAGACCUUUUGAGCAAGCGGGUGACGAAAACGAGACGAACGAUAGCUCGCCAAACAAGAUUGGGGCGCAAGAAGGAAUUAUGCGAACGUUUUAUCCAAGCCAGUACACUGAACUUGACAAGAAAGCGCAAAUGCCGAAGCAUAGAAUGGCUAGUCCCAGAUCGGGGAACAUGUCGCCGAUGAAGUUUGAUCAACAGGUUGAUUUUGAAACCGGGUCUCGGUCACGAAUCGUUGACAAACAAGAUGAGAGAAUGACUUUUGAGCAAAUCCAAGCUCGCACCCGGAAACAGCUGACCGAAAUUCUACAUAGUGAUCAAGUGCUCAUCGAGUUGUUCAUGAAGAAAAUGGCAAGCGCGCGGAACGAGAAUGAUUAUCUGAAGAAAGCGUUACGUCUUACACGAUCCCUGCGUCGUCCCGUUGUCCAGAUGAAUUUCAAUCGUCAGAAAGUGCCCGAGGUGGACAUUGCCCAAAUCGUCGAUCUCAACAUUGCGCCGGUGCUGAGCGGUUUCGAGAAGGAGUGGCACGCAAGUUUCUCGAGGGGACUCGAGCGAUACGAAGCGAUCUCGCAACUCUGGAAUCGAGUGUGGAAACAAAGUGGGAAAAGGAUUGCGUUCAAAGAUGCUUUGUGGAAAGACGUGCGCUCGGUCGAACAGAAAGCCUUCUCUUUUUCAAAAGAUGAGAAUUCCUACGAGGAUCGUCUCACCAACUCGAUCGACUCGCUCGUCUCUUCUUUCAACAAU
This is a messenger RNA of Mesorhabditis belari, 1380 nucleotides long. Lineage: Eukaryota; Metazoa; Nematoda; Chromadorea; Rhabditida; Rhabditidae. The record is from the annotation of a GenBank genome assembly.